GCUGACUUAUUUUAUUUAUUUAUUUAUUUGUCUACCAAUAUAUAUAUUACACAACUGAGUUUGGGUUUUCAGAAGAAACCAUAUUCAGAUAUCAAAUGGCACCAGUUUGUACAAGAAGUAGAAUGAAGCUGCAAAAAGUAACGGUUGAAGAUAGAAAGCAGAAAAGGACUUAUUGUGAGUUUGCUACACAAGUUAUUAGUACUUGUUCAGUUGAAAACACAGAAGUUGUUGUGAGUGAUGAUCAUAACAAGGUUGAAGAUACCGAGAAAAAUGUAAUGUGUUGUACACCGAAAGCUAAAAGGUUCAGAAUACCCGAAGCGUUAACAUGUCCACCGGCACCUAUGAAGAGAAGAGUUACUUCUUCUGCAGCAUGUUUAUCCAUUAAUAGAUCACCGAUAGCUUUAUUUUCUUCACCUGAUAUAGAACUUUUUUUCUUUUCUGCACUUAAAAAUGUAUCAGUAUAAAGUUAAGUAUUACUAGUAUAGUUUAAUGAAUUAGUUCAGU
Molecule: messenger RNA, 504 nt
Organism: Lathyrus oleraceus (garden pea)
Lineage: Eukaryota; Viridiplantae; Streptophyta; Magnoliopsida; Fabales; Fabaceae
Product: cyclin-dependent protein kinase inhibitor SMR9
Exons: 1
Coding region: 96-464 (122 amino acids)
Biological process (GO): regulation of DNA endoreduplication
Cellular component (GO): nucleus
Source: RefSeq, a predicted model, not a curated record